Messenger RNA from Trichoderma gamsii, 1092 nucleotides. RefSeq names its product WD domain-containing protein. The record is from RefSeq and is a predicted model, not a curated record. Bases 1 to 1092 code for a protein of 363 amino acids. NCBI's taxonomy places the organism in Eukaryota, Fungi, Ascomycota, Sordariomycetes, Hypocreales, Hypocreaceae. Gene Ontology annotation, cellular component: Arp2/3 protein complex; actin cytoskeleton. Gene Ontology annotation, biological process: Arp2/3 complex-mediated actin nucleation. The transcript is spliced from 3 exons. Gene Ontology annotation, molecular function: actin filament binding.
AUGGCUGCUCCUGAAGUUCAUCACUUAUUCCACAACCCCAUCGCCGACCACUCGUUCUCGGCCGAUCACUCAACUCUGGCCGUUGCCCGAGACUCGUCCGUUGAGCUGUAUAGCAAGGCUGGAAAUGCUUUCAAGCUGGCAGAUGUGCUGAAGGGCCACGACAAGACGGUCACCAGCGUAGACAUCGCCCCGAACAGCGGCCGCAUUGUGUCUUGCUCCCAAGAUCGAAACGCUCUGGUCUGGGAGCCGUCUCCCACCGGAUACAAGCCCACCCUCGUUCUUCUUCGAAUCAGCCGUGCUGCCACUUUCGUUCGAUGGUCACCUUCCGAGACCAAGUUUGCCGUAGGCUCCGGAGACCGCGUCAUUGCCGUUUGCUACUUUGAGGAGGAAAACGACUGGUGGGUUUCGAAGCACCUGAAGAAGCCCAUCCGCAGUACCAUCACCAGCGUCGCUUGGCACCCCAACUCCGUGCUCCUCGCCGCCGGCUCUACCGAUGCGCAUGCCCGAGUGCUGUCCGCCUUUGUCAAGGGUGUCGAUGAGCGUCCCGAGCCUUGUGUCUGGGGUGAGCGAUUGCCCUUCAACACCAUCUGCGGAGAAUACCUAAACAACUCUGCUGGCUGGGUGCACUCUGUGGCCUUUUCUCCCAGCGGAAACGCUCUUGCUUUUGCUGCGCAUGACAGCAGCGUCACCGUUGUGUACCCCAGCGGCCCUGAGCAACCCCCCAAGGCCGUCUUGAGCAUUCCUACUCAGCUUCUGCCAUUCAAGAGCUUGCUCUGGAAGGCUGAAGACGAGAUCAUUGCUGCUGGCUACGAUUGCGAGGCUUUCCGUUUCCAGGGCGGCGAGGGAGGCUGGCAGCUUGUCGGUACCAUGGAGUCCAAGGGCCACGCUGGCGCUGGUGAGCAGCGCGAGGAGUCUGCGCUCAACAUGUUCAGACAGAUGGACCUCAAGGGCAAAGUCAAGGACAACACACAAUUGAAGACGGUUCAUCAAAACACAAUCUCCAAUAUCAGACCUUAUGAGGUCUCUGGCGGAAAGGUCACCAAGUUUAGCUCGAGCGGCGUUGAUGGAAGAGUCGUGAUUUGGAAUGCUUAG